AUGACAACGCACAAACGAUCUUGUAUUGGAUUUCUACCCAGCCAUGCUCUUCAGUACGCGCUGAAAAUCACCGAACGCCAUGCUCAGACGAAGGCGGUCAUCGGUGUGUCCAGCCUGCUUUGCAUCACAUUUGGCAUGGAGAGCGGUGAUGUUGGCGACAUUGUGAAAACAUGGACAGUACCGCACUUCCGCGUCGAUCUGUACGUGAAGCAUCACAGCAGUGGACACCCCAUCAAAUGGGCCGAGUACAAAGCGGCGACGGAUGUCAACAAGAAAAAGUUCUUUGACAAUGUUGUUCCGUACGUGAACACCAUCUUCAGCCACUUCGGUAAUGCAGCGGAGAAAGCAACUAUCCUUGUCGAAGUUGCGAUCGUCGACGUCAUAAUCGCGGACAUGUUCUUCAACAGCAAGGAUCACGGAGGGAUCACGCAACAGCGCGCCCUAUCCUUGUUCAAGAAGCCGUCAGGUGAGAUCGCGCCAGGCAAAGCAGUCUACGAAGUGGUCCUCAAAAACAAGCUGCAGUUCGAUCUCGUUGCUGAUCAUUUGGCAAGCGGCUUGUCAUUUCGGCAAGUCGUUUCCGUCAUGCAUCAUACCAAGGCGCGUAUCGGGAUUAGAAGACUCGGUUGCUUGUCGGAUACAGACGUAUCAAAUUGCGCUCGAGUGCUUGUCGCCUGCAAUUUGCAAGUGCUACGCAAUUUGUUAGCUUUGGAAAGCAACUGGGCGAUUUCGUUGGCAGUGGAUGCAUCAACUCAUCUAGAGCACUCGUAUUUCGAUGUGAGUAUACAUAUGCACCACAGUGGCGUCUUGUAUAACUUGCAUAUCCUAACACUGCCGAUUCACAACCAUCAUUUGGCGAUCGUUCUUUCUGGCAUGGUUAUCAAAAUGAUUGACGUCUUGUGCACGCGGUGGCGCUCAAUAUUGCUCGGGAUCGGGUCGGAUGGCGCCAACGUGAUGACAUGGCGAAUUGGUGGUGUCGUCACGCUGUUAGUGAAUGAAACCACCCAUGAUGUCUACCGCUCGUGGUGCCUCGUCCAUCAGGCUGAUCUUGUCUGCAAGGCGCAGUUGAACAACCUAUUUGACGGCCAGUUUAUGAAGAUGGUCAAUAAGAUUGUCUCAUGCUUGAGUAAACAAGAUAUUCUCAUUCAACAGAUGGGGGAAAAGUGUCCCAAAAUGACGACACGGUGGAUGGCCAUGGGAGACUGGACCCUCUGGCAGAUCAAAAAGCGCCUUGAACUUAUUGAGUUUUUUUUUGUCGCUGCCGUUUGUGCCAUUUUCAAAUCUGUCAACAAGGCAAUUGGAAAUAUGCAGGCAAGAAAUCUUUUGAUGUCACAACAUGAUGAGGAAAUUGUGCGUCUGCUGUCGGGUCUAGCAGCCGAGUGCAAAGUUGAGCAUGAAGUGCUUCUUGAUGAAGUCGACUUGGCGCGCGAAGUCUCUGGGCAAUGGUUAAUCACGCAUACUGCGGUUGAUGGAUUCCUACGCGAUCAAGGGUCCUAUGUAGCGCAAGCUCUCGAAGAUAUGGACGGUGCAACUGUCUUGAUGAUCAAGCAGAAUGUUGGGCGGCUGAUUGUCGGGAUGAUUAACUUCUUUUCGAAAAUCAAGACGAUGCGCCAGGGGGACAACACGGCGCGGAUUGAGGACGCUCCCCAAAACCUCCCACACCAACUCUCGGCGGAGCGUGUCGCGCAAAUCGAGGAUGACCAACAAGAAAUGCGCGGGGCAUAUCUAGAAGGUGGCAGAUUCGCUACCGUCUUAGACAUCUGCGACCACAUGACAACAUUCGAGGCUGGCUGGAAGCUUGUCGGCCAGCGGUUCGAAGCCUUGCGUGAUUGGGCGGAGAAAGACGAAUACCGCAAAUCUAUGACCGAUCUGUCCUUGGAAGGUGUUCUCCAGUCCAAGCAAUUUGCACUUUUAACGCAAAUAGGCUUAUAG
Messenger RNA from Marchantia polymorpha subsp. ruderalis, 1929 nucleotides. The record is from the annotation of a GenBank genome assembly. NCBI's taxonomy places the organism in Eukaryota, Viridiplantae, Streptophyta, Marchantiopsida, Marchantiales, Marchantiaceae.